CUCCAUCUGUCAGUUUGUCGCCACCGUCACCGAAACAAGCCGCCGCCAUUCUUGUCUGCCUCGCUCACUCACGAUCACUUUCCCCGAGUUCGCCUCUUUAUAGUAUCCAGUAGGCGUUGCCCUGAGACUCAGAUCGCAUCACCAAAUUCCCCAGAGACUUACCCUUUCGAGCACUAGGAUUCUCAGCUGAGAGCUUCCUCAAAACAUUCGCGACCAAAUCCCGUCCCUACUAGACGCUUUCUUUCCCUUGUUUCGUGCUGUCAAUAUCUCAGAAGCCCACAGUCCCUCCAUCGCCAUGUCGCUAUCAGACCUGUGUAACUUCCUCGACGUUCCUCCCCCCUUCUUCACUCCCGCACUCCGCAACUCCGCUCCGACCAUCGGCCGCAAACCGCGCCCCCCAGUACUCCAGAUCCCCGAAAUGGUCCCGCCGCCUCUCACCCCGAAGCCGCAUCCUCUUUUCCACCUCCCUCGCGCGGCUACUGCCGUCCAACCCGCCGUCCCUCCUGCCGGCCAACCGGCUGGUCGGACAGCCGGCCAGCCCGCCGGCCGCCGGCCGCGGCAGCCGAAGAUUUGGGAUCUGCUGCCAACUCCAAAAGCGGCGGAAGAGAGCGGAGGCAAUUUCCGCUCCCAGAAGACGCCUGGCUUUCCGCGCCGACCUAGCGAUCGCUCUGUACCGUGCUACACGCUCCAAGUGCGAAAUCGAUCACUGACAGUGUCUGGUAACCAGACGGGGCUCCGUAACAGCUCUGCUCCCAGGGAGAACGAGAGGUCGGCGACCGUGGCGAGCUCGGCGAAGUUCUGGGAUGGGAUUACCAGUCCGCGAAGCGGAGUUCACGCGAUUGGCGUGCCAAGAGUGGCGGGGAGCGGUGACCGUCUACACCGUCGGAUCGAGCUGCAGUAAACGCGGUCAGCGCGGUCAACGCUCUGGUUGCCGGCAACAAGGCUCAGGUUGCAUGCCAAGGAGCAACAGCGGCUGGGAGCUUUUGGUGGAAUGAUCGGCGCUCGAGAUCAGGACGACUGGCCGUCUCGGCUCAGGCUGCUGCCAAUAUCGGGUUGAUUUAUAACGGAGCAUCAAAUUGUGAUGACUUCGUGCAGCCAGGUCGGCAAUGCGGGGAGAGCGAGCCUACUCUGUCAGAAGCUGCGUAUAGUAACGAAGCAUCUCAUAUCGAACCAGAGGCGCGCAGGUGGGCGGCCGUCACGCCGCAGGAUCCAGAAACCGCGCCACAAGCGGCGGAAAUUGCGCUGCACGGGAAAAAACAGCAGCAGCAGCAGCAGCAGCAGCAGCAGGGCCGAAUGCAGCAGCAGCAGGGCCGAAUGCAGCAGCGAGCGCACAGGGAAGCGCCUGUCUGUGCUGCUGACCUGACCGAACUCCUGACUGCCAUCCUCGGUAUACUGCCAGGUGCUUCGCCCGAUAUGACCCAGAGCGACGCUGUCUCUGAUCGACCCUGCAAGUCGUCGUGGUUUUGGCGGUUGAUAUCAGAUGAGGAAGAGGAGGAGGGAGAGGGUGAGGGGCGGCCAGGAAAGGCUGGGUCGGGGCGGUUUGGAAGCCCUGCAGGGGUGCUGGAGUACAUUGGGUUCGACGACGACGAUGAUGAUGACAGUGAUGAUGAUGAGGAUGGCGAUGCAUGGUGAUGCUGAGCGGCAGAGAUGAGGGGCAGCGGGUGGAGAGGCAGGGUAUGGCUGGCAGUGGAAGGUCGUGGAGCCCUGCAGGCAUGCUGGAGUACAUUGGGUUUGACAACGAUGAUGAUGACAUGACAGUGAUGAUGAGUAGUUGUGUGGCUGUUGUGUUCCUGGUGGGUCAGUAGUAGGCCCUCGGGAUUUCACUAGGAAGCAUCUGUAGGGCCUGUUGGGCCUCGAGAGGCUAUGAGACUAGUGGGUAUGGUUAGGGCAUGAGGGUAUGGCUAUGAGCAGACACCUCGUGUGGGCUUGCCAGCCCUCAUCCCCUAACCAUUAACCCCUGAUGAGUUGCUGCUGUGCCUUUUAUUUGUGUGCUUUUGUCCAUGUAAUGUACCGUAAUCCCCCGGAUAUAACACCCUAUGGUGGAUAUAAUAAUUCAUUAAAAAAAUGACUGGGUGUUAACAGUGGGCUGGAAAAAUAUAACGCCCAUGUGUUAUGUAUAAUUCAUUUUGAAUCUG
This is a messenger RNA of Closterium sp. NIES-67, 2135 nucleotides long. The record is from the annotation of a GenBank genome assembly. NCBI's taxonomy places the organism in Eukaryota, Viridiplantae, Streptophyta, Zygnematophyceae, Desmidiales, Closteriaceae.